Messenger RNA from Physeter macrocephalus (sperm whale), 4082 nucleotides. It is a transcript of the gene CABYR, whose product is annotated as calcium binding tyrosine phosphorylation regulated. Gene Ontology annotation, biological process: sperm capacitation. Gene Ontology annotation, cellular component: cytoplasm; sperm fibrous sheath. The transcript is spliced from 8 exons. The record is from RefSeq and is a predicted model, not a curated record. Gene Ontology annotation, molecular function: calcium ion binding. Lineage: Eukaryota; Metazoa; Chordata; Mammalia; Artiodactyla; Physeteridae. Bases 1665 to 3671 code for a protein of 668 amino acids.
AGCACAGAUGUCUCCAUUGUCCAGACAAUGAAACUCAGGCACAAAAAAGGCUAAUUGACUUAUCGCAAUUAAUUAUUCCUGUUAUUAUGGAGUAAUGAAUAGAAUGCAAGUCUCCUGACCACAGACCGAAUGUUCUUUCAUUGUAAAAAAUAUAUAUAUAUGUUAAUAACCAGGAUUCCAUGUUUUCUUAUUAAAAAACAAAUACUCUUCAGCUGAAGUUGUCAUCCUUAUCUCCAGAUUGUCUACAAAAAUGUUUCAAAGGACAGACACUUUUAUUCCUUUGACAGCCAAUCAAGUGAAAGCAAACAGAAGAUAGUUUUACAACCGAAAGUAUAGCUAUUUUGCCAAUUAAGAGAAGACCUAGUCUAUAGACUGGAUAAAUAAUACCUACAUUUUUGGUGUUUCCUUUUCUUUAUGAUAAAUUGUCUAACCAAUUUUUGGAACUCUUUCAACAAAUUACUUGAAAAGGUUUUUCUUGAAUGAACAUAGAUUCUUUUGCCUCAGAAUACUUGCCGAUGAAGGAUUCACUGGACUAUCUAUUGCCAGGAUUUAAUCAUUUUCCCCUUAGCUCAGGUUAUUGAUAUUGUAAACAGAGUUCAAAGUUAUUUUUUAAUCCUUCGUUGCUAAUUUUUAUUGUCACCUAAUUUACCUCUUUGGUCAGUACUGCACACCUGUGGUUUUGAAGACUCUAAAUACCUCAGUCACUUAAGAAUUUCUGUCAUAAUUGUGUGACUAACUUGGCUCAAAUCUUAAGGUUAGAUAUUUCUUAAAAUUUACGUUGCAAUAAAGAAUAUCAUCUUGGGGUGUCAUUUAUUUACAUAUCCUUUUAGCUGAAGUAUGAUCUCAUGUGACAUCAGUACUUGAAAAUAUUUCUCUUCAAAACAGACAUGGAAGGAGCAGCUAGAAUGUUGGCAGCUUUAAUCUACUUCAUCUGGUUUUGAGGGAAUAAUAAUUUCUUCAAAAGAAAUGAUUGUUCCUCACUGACUUUGGCUAAACUAUCUUCAUGUUUUCUCACUUCCAAAAUGCUUAUCAACACUGACUUUCUUUCUAGCCUGACUGCUGCAGGGAUUUUAGCUGCUAGCCAGAGAGAAAAGAUUUCUAUCCUACUUUCAUGAACGGGAAGAUCCAGAAGUCAGGUUUGAUGCAGGAUAGCCCCUGUGGUUUAUCUGGGAACCUGGUGGUAAAGCACGGAGAAGGGGUAGACAGUGGUUCUGAAGACUCUAAAAUAACAAAACCAUGCUUGAUUCUUGUUGCCUUUUAAACAUGUGGAAAUGGAUGACAAUGAAAGCUGCUUGGAGUCUGAUCAUUGUGACUGUGGUGGUAAUGCCCGGCACAAAUAAGAGCCUGAAUGGGUAAAAAAGCAGAGAGUAUUUUAAAGGAGUCAGCGUUCCUUUACCUUGGUGAAACGGAGCUGAAGUUACACACAGUCCUCGUCGACUUUGCAACCUGCCCCUGACGGUAUGGUUUGGGGAGGACACAUCGUGCCUGAGGUAUUGCAAGAUCCAGAAUUACGGAGAAACAGAAAGACUCAGGAUCAAUGCCAGAUUCUCUUUCGGCAGGCGAGUUUCUCAAGAGAAGUACUGCGCUGCAUGAUAUUGUACCAGUGUGGUGUACAUGGUGGCAGAAAUUCUUCAAAAAGUUGAGAUUACAGACAUCCCGCCAGAAUGAUUUCUGCAAAGCCCAGACUUGUCGUACCUUAUGGCCUCAAGACUCUGCUUGAGGGAGUUAGCAGAGCCAUACUCAAAACCAAUCCACCAAACAUCACCCAGUUUGCAGCAGUUUAUUUCAAAGAACUUACUGUGUUUAGAGAAGGAAAUAAUUCUCUGGAUAUAAAAGAUCUUGUUAAACAAUUUCAUCAGAUUAAAGUGGAGAAAUGGUCAGAAGGAAUGGCACAAGAGAAGAAACCAGAAUGUGUGAAAAAGCCAGAAAGGACAUCUACAGUUUCCCAAGAACCUAAACGGGUGGAAAAAUCUACGGACACAGAGGAGGACAACAUAACUGCACUGCAGUUUAGCAACAAAACCACGCAGUUCCCGUCAGUUCAUGCUCAGCUGCUCUCAGAGCCUGAGGACGCCCCUGAAGUAGCUCGUGCUCCUUCGAAACCGACCGCCCCUGAGAAUGCCACCCCGCCCUCAUCGCCAUCGCCAGCAGCUGUCUCACCCGAGCUGGCCUAUAUCCCUGCUGACCCAGCUCAGUUUGCUGCUCAGAUAUUAGGUAAUGUUUCCUCAGUUCAUUCGGAUCACUCUGAAAUUUUAAUGGUGGAUGUAGCAACAAGUAUGCCCGUUUUUCCCGAGGAGAUGCUGAGCUCAGAGGCUGCUGAAGAUGAUGUGGUGGCCACUCCUGUGCAUUCUGGAGAGAUGGCAGCAGUGCAGCUUCUGAGUGAGCUAUCUGUCCAUGUAGAUUUGGGUUCUAAAUCUAAAGACCGUAAGGCUGAACCACCAAUGGCUUCCUCAUUCCCCUUGCAGGAUGAACAAGAAACUCCUGCUUAUGAUCAAGCUCCUCAGGUCCCUUUGCAGGCUGCUGCUGGGGUGACAUCCACCACGCACAUAGCAUCUAUCUAUAAAGAUGGGCCUGCGAUCGAAGGAGUUACUAAUGUUGAGCAAAUACUGGAACAAACAAUUAUCCCCUUUUCUGAUCAUGUUGCUCGUCAUAAAGGAAAUGAGCAGUCACCACCCCUUAGUCCCAUACUUGUAGUAGGCAAGACAGCCUCAGACGUGUCUGAAAAAUCUGUGGGUUCUGCAAACUUUGUGCAGUCGGAGAGUGCAAAAUAUGACUCCUUAGUAUAUGUGGAGGCAGACGCCUCUGCCACAACAGUGAGCUCUGAAAUAUCUGUGCACCUUGAAGUGGACAUCUUUGCGCUGGCCCCUGGCAGUGCCGGGCAGGAGGACUCAUGGGAAAACCGUGCGUCCCAGGAGCUGGAGGUCAAACCCGCGCUCUCAGGGGAAGCUGCAAAAGUAGUGCGCUCAGGUGCGUCCGUAAGAUCAUCUAGUGGCCCCCAACCUCCUGUUCCAGAAGGUCUUAAUGAAACAGAAAUCGAACCAGAAUGGGAAGCAGCACCUAAACAAGGUUUGACGGAGCCAGCAAUAGCAGCAAGCGAAGCAGGACAACCACCACCAUAUUCUAACAUGUGGACCCUUUAUUGUCUAACUGAUAUGAGUCAACAAAGUCGCCCAUCACCACCACCUGCACCUGGGCCUUUCCCCCAAGCAACCCUCUAUUUACCUAAUUCUAAGGAUCCACAGUUUCUGCAGCAUCCACCAAAAGUUACUUCUCCAACUUAUGUGAUGAUGGACAACAGCAAGAAGAGCAGUGCCCCGCCUUUUAUUUUAGUGGGCUCAAAUGUUCAGGCAGCACAGCAUUGGAAGCCUGUUCCUGGACAUGCUGUUUCCCAGUCAGAUGCCUUGAAGAGACACACUGCAGUGCAAGUACCCACUGCUGUUCCUGCAGAUCAGAAAUUCCAGAAACACGCCCCCAAUCCCCAGAAUGCUAAUCCUCCUACAAGUGGACAAGAUGUCCCCAGACCACACAGUCCAGUUUCUGUUGCUUUCCUGGUAGAAGAUGUAGCCAAAAAAGGUUCAGGAUUUGGUGACAAACGUACUCCCUCUGGAAGUUACGGUAUUGCUGGAGAAGUAACUGUGACUAUUGCCAAUGUUCGCAGAGCAGAAACUUAAAACUGGCAGGUGCCAAAGAUGACAUUGUUUGAGUUGACCUUCAAGGUGGAGACUGCCACCAAGCGUGAUAUAUCAAUAAACUUCAUGCAAGCAUAAAACCUUGUCGCCUUGCUUAUUUUAUAAUUUGGGUGGUGUACAAACAUCUGAACACGACAGGUCUUAAAUAUUUUCAGACUUGUGAUAUGACACAAUAGCAUUUUCCAACUCGUAUACAUUGGUAAAAAAAACAAAACAAAAAAAAACCUUUCCACUCUAGCAAUUUUCUACCAAGGUAUUCCAGUUGAUAAUUCUGUAUCUGGCAUUCACACCAAGUGAAGACAGUGGCACCUUGCUCUAAUACUGUAUUUACCCAGAGAACAGUGAGUGCUAACUAACUGCCUACUUAGCACGUGAGCUUGGGGGUGGGGUGAG